Molecule: messenger RNA, 6785 nt
Organism: Mercenaria mercenaria
Lineage: Eukaryota; Metazoa; Mollusca; Bivalvia; Venerida; Veneridae
Exons: 1
Coding region: 1-3111 (1036 amino acids)
Biological process (GO): N-acylphosphatidylethanolamine metabolic process
Cellular component (GO): cytoplasm
Molecular function (GO): glycerophospholipid phospholipase A1 activity; A2-type glycerophospholipase activity
Source: RefSeq, a predicted model, not a curated record
AUGGAUUCAAGUACUGCAAGUAAUGACGAAACAAAAAAAGCUGCAAGUAAUGACGAAACAAAAAAAGCUGCAAGAUGUUCAUACUGCUCAACAAAAGAACGUGUAACAAAUGUAUACAUUUUAAAGAAAGGCAAUCAUAUCUGCUUUGGUGGUCAGUAUCAUUUAAAGAAUAUUGGAGAUAGGCAAAAGGCAGCAUAUAACCAUCAUGCCAUUGUUUAUGAGGUAAAACCUUUAAACAGUUUCGAAGCUGUAAUAGAACUUAUUCAUUUUAGCUCAACCCCAUUUGAUGCUGAACUGGAAAUUCAACAGACAUGGGAAAUGAUUGAUCUCAAGUUUAAAGAGGUCUACAUUGUCCGAUACCGACAUUCAACUAACUCUGUGGACAAAAUAAUACAAAACGCUGUGAAAAUGAUUGGAAACCACGGCAAAUACUCGAUACUUUGGUUCAACUGUGAACAUUUCUGCAACUGGUGUUGUGUCAGUACUGAAGAAUGCUUACAAAUAAAUAGUAUUAUUGACAAAUUGCAGUCAUUUCUUGCCGGCGCUGGGAAUUCAAGUGGUAGUAUUUUUAAAGUUCUCUUGAAAUUCUUUCUUCUUUCCGUCGAUGACAUAAGUAUACCUAAGGCAUGCACUUGGAAGCUAAAUUGUAUCACACACGCACCUUGGUGUGUUUCACUGAUUUCUGCUGUUGUCUUUUUGAUUUGGGCAAUUGUUCGCCAACGUAAACUCAAAACAAUGGUAGCUCGUGGACAAAUUUGCUCAUCCUGCUAUCAAAAGAACAGAAAUACACUUUGGAUGAAGUUUUUUUUAUUUUGUGCUUUACAAUCUAGCGGACUGGCUAUAAUCACUGUGCUACUAGGUUGCGCUAGUAAAGGUAUCGUGGCAGCUGCAGCAGUAGUAGGUAGUUUAGUGUCAUUAAUUGUAGUUAUUGCUAUCCCAAAGCUAUGCAACCUGUUCUUGUCACCAUUUAAGGGUUGUUUAAGAAAGGUAACAGAUAUUGAUGACAUUUCGGUUGGUGAUGUUAUUUCUUUCAAUUACUGGAAAAUGUCACAUGAUGGUAUCGUAAGCUCCAUUGUAUACCAGGAAACUAAAAAUGGGUCAGGAAUUGAAUCAAAGCAAAAAGGAAAAGUUACACUUAUUCACUACUCACGACGAAGGGUUAUUGUCGAAGAAAUGAUUAACGUUGAUUUUUCACAAGAUUCGAUUUUUCUCCAUGAUUACUCUGGCUACAGAGUACAUGAACCGGAAAUCGUAGUACAAAGAGCCAGAAAGCGACUCAAUGAAAGAAGAUAUAGAUUUAUAUCAAACAGAUCAUGUCAUUUUUGUCACUGGGCAAAAGUGAACGAGGACAUGGCAGCAGAAGUGAUUGGCAGUGACGAAGAUUCACAAUGUCUUUUCUAUGAAUCUGAAUUAGACCUUGAACAGUCAUUAUUAUCUAAGUCAACAAGUACGACACUGCAACCCAACAACACAACAGAAGAGGAACAACCUAUGAAGGUGCGACCACUUCAUGUAAACCACUCGAAAGACAAGAAACCAUCUUCAAAAGUGAUUGCAAGGUCUCCAGUCUGGAUACGAGACGAUCUGAAAGAAGGAGAAAUUUUCGAAUGCAGAAGUUUGAUCUUGAACCAAAAAUACGUAGCCACAUAUGUACGGUUUGACAAUGAUGAGACAUCGAAAAUAUAUGUCAAAUUUGUCCACGUAGGGAAAAACAAAAUUAUCCGUGAAGAGGAAAAAGUGUUUGACCUACAUACUUGCGAUGUAUGGGUAUACAAAUAUCAUCCUCUUUACUGCUACAAGAAGGCCGACAUUGUCCGGCGGGCAAGAAGCAGAAUUGGGGAAUAUUGGAAUAAAACAACGUUUUACAAGUCAUCAAAUUUGGCAACCGACAUUGUGGUAAAGCAUAACGAUUCAGUCAAGGAUAUGGAUGACAUACGACCAGGAGACGUCAUAUCGUAUAAAUACUGGAAAAUUAUGCACGAUGCUAUAGUCAUUACAGUGGAAAUUUGUGAUUCAAAACUAAACGACACCGGGAAUCUUACAAUUGUUCAUUAUGGACUGACGCAUCCGUUUGCCACACGCACUGUCAUUGAAGAAACUAUUUCUGUUGACUUGAAAACGGAUAUAAUUAUCCUGAAGGCAUUUGAAGAAUGCGUAACAUAUCCCUCAGAUACGGUCAUAAAGCGAGCAAGAUCCAGAAUAGGGGAGCAAAGGUUUUCAAUCAAUAAAAACAGAUCCACGGAUUUGGUGAAAUGGGCAAAACUUGUUCAAGUUCCGUCACUUGUCUAUAUUUCGAAGACUGGAAACGAAGAUCUGGCCACUUCAGAAGUUGAGAGAUAUGCACUGUUGCCAAAGGUUGGCGAUAUUUGUGAAAAUUUCCAGCGUAUCGUUGUGUACGCUUGGUCCGAUCUAUAUGUCGGUGCCUUGGUUGAGUACCCAUACUACACGAUCAUGCAUCAGGGCAUAAUUUCCUACGUGAAUGAGAAAGAAAAGACCAUUAAGUGGAUUCACUAUGGAACAUCCCAUAUAUUUGCUACAAGAACGAUUAUAGAGGAAGAACUCAAGUUGGACUUGCGUUUUGACAACAUUUACAUUUAUCGAGGACACCCAGGCUAUUGUAACAAACCCAGUAUAACCUUACAAAAAGCACGCAAACGGCUAGGGGAACAAAAUUGGGGAAGAGGAAAUAGGUCAUGGGACUUUUGUAAGGCAUGCGUGAUAAAAUAUCCAAAAUUUCAGCGUACCGGUGUACAUUCUUGGUCAGAUCUAUACGCCGGUGCCUGUGUUGAGUUUCCAUACUAUAAAAUCUUACAUCAAGGUAUAAUAUCCAGCGUAAAUGAGGAAGAGCAGAAGAUUGAUGUGAUACACUAUGGAACAGACCACAUAUUAGCUACAAGAACAAUUAUAGAGGAAAAGAUUCAGGUGCGUUUCGGCAAAGUCUGGAUUUAUCAAGGACAACCAGAAUACUGCAACGAGCCCAAUAUUAUUCUACAAAAAGCACGUGAUCGUCUAGGUGAACAAAAAUGGGGAAAAGAAAAUAGGUCAUCAGACUUUUGUAAGGCAUGUGUAAUGAAAUAUCCAAAACUCCGCCAUAAAGUCACAUUGCAAUGAAGACAGUUAAUAUAAAACAUAUUUAAUGAUGAGAUAUAAAAUGAAUACUUAAAUUGCUGUGUCUUAUGACCUAAGGAGGUUGCGAAUUCUACUACUACUUUAAUGUCAUACAUAGAGUGAUUCGCAAGAUUUACUAGCACUCACUCCUUAAAAAGAGAAUAACUAUUAAGCAAUAUAAUAAAAAGUUGAAUUGCAGGUUGCAUGAGCAAAACACAUGAAAGGACAUCCUAAUUCAGGUUAUUUUAGAUAUAUAGUAUAGAUCAUUUACUGGCAUAGUGAAAUAACAAAAUUGUAGUUAACUAUUAAGAAACUCCAAAUUUAUCUAUAAUAUCCACUUAAUGAUGUUGCUUACUUUGUAACUAAGCAUACUAAAGAAAUAAAUGAGACAAAAUUUUGAAGUCUCCGGUUAUCAAUUUUAGGCUUAGUUAAGGCUAGUAAGUCUGUUAUGAUAUUGGGAGGCUAGUUCAUGCAAAUAAAUAAAUGGUGCAUACGUAGUUGUUAAUAACCGGUUCUUAACGUUAAGUACAAAGAAUAAUUAACUAUUUGUUGUAUUGAACUGAACCGGUACAGUAGAUAGUGUAUGUUAGUAUACUUCAGUGCUUAAACAUGUUAAAAGUGGUAAAUAUGAUUUUGAGCAAGAUAGAUUUACUUAUAAACUUUAACGUCAGAUCGUGUCGCUGAGCGCUUUAGGCAUGAUAUGUUUUCAGUCAAGGUGUACUUCUUUGAUAACUUGAUUUUUUUUUAAAUUCUGGUUGUCAAAUCGAAAUGGCUUGGUUUUAAAUUUAAGUUUGUAAAUGUGUCCAAGGAAUAUUAUAUUUGUAGAGUGGAAUUCUAUUAAAGUUAAAAUGAAUGUAUUCCAUGAUCCAAGGCUUGCUGGAGGCAGUUGAUGGUUAUUUGUUGUGUUUGCUUUCUUUUGAAUCUGGUGUUGUACCGUCUAGCCGUUGGUUAUAUUUGAAAAAUAAAUGUUUUCCUUUAAUCGAUAAAUUAUAAAGCACUGAUUAACUAUUUUAGCAUGGAGGUGUUUCUUUAUUCAGAUUUUGCAUUUCGGAAUCACCAAGUGCGAUUUUAAUCAAUUAAACUUUGUAUCUUUGUGUGCCAAAUAGAGAUUAAGCUAACUGAAGUCACAUAGAAAGGGAUUAGAAUAAUUAAAAGUCAGCUUCCAUAUCAAUAAUGUUUGAUUUGUACAUAAGGUAGUAUAAAAGUAUUUUCUGCUGCAUCUGUCUUAAGAAUCAAUCUUCUUUCUGUUCAUUCAUUUCUUUUGUUGUAAUUUCUAUGGUUGUAUGUAUAUCAAUGAGUAAAAUGAAGUAUCAAAUUCUGCAAAAGUAACAGUAAAACAUGAUAUGUGUGUUAUAACGUAUAAAUAUAAAAGGUUUUAUCAUCUUGCAGGUUAUCACUUUUAACAUAACAACGUUUUGGGUUCAUUAAUUUCAUAACAACCAAUACAUCUGAACAUUUCUUAAAUGCAUAGACUAAAUUCUAAAGGUUAAGGUAAUAACCCGUACAAUGUAACAUACCUGGAUUACUUAAAUAGUAUCGCCAUGAUUUCAUGUGCUAGAUAUUAUCAAAACUUUAUAGUGCAAUAUACAUUUGCAAAUUAUCUAUGUAGAAAUAACGUUGAACAGAUCAAUAUUCUGUUUUCGGUUUAGUUUCAAGAUAUAUCUUAUUGCCUUUUUUCAUAUCUGGAUAUAUCUAGAUAGGAUCUGUACCCUAGACGUUAGUCAUGGUUUGGUUAUCUAAAAUUAGAUAAUACCUGCAGAAUAAGAAACACACGAUAGAUGAAUACAAGUAUCAAGAAUGUCUGUUGCGGUGCCUUAUUAAAUUUUCAUUCUGAUGAAACCUUUCUUUUUCUUAUCGUUGAUCAAAUUCUUCAUUUGUGAAUUCAAAUAUGUUUUGUAUAUAUAUUGGUAUCUAUGUGUAGAUGUGUAUUAUAUUCAUGAAACAGGUUGUAUUUUAUUUUGUUCUUUCAAUAAUUUAUUGUAAUAAACUGUGCCUUUUAAGGUAAACAAGGCAACUGAUGAUGCUUCAACAUCUAAAGACCAGUUAUUAUUAUAUCAGUAUUUUACUUCCGUAUUUUGUUAAUAGAGUAUUUCAACUUGGACCAGAGAAGGAGGAUCUCUAUAUCAAGUUGGUUAUCUAUGUGAACUGCUACUUUAUGUAUAUGUUUAGCAAUAAUGGACCUGUAAUAUUGUUAAUAAUAUCCUGUUACUUCUAUUGAAAACUAAAGGCAUAAAAUUUGUUUGUUUCAGUAUAAGAUCGAAAUAGCUUUCAGGGAGUGAACAGCAGGUGUAAAUGUUAGACCAUGUGUUCAUAAGUGAAAUUUGCUUAUUUUUUACGUAUUUGACAAACAUUUCUUUUCUGUGUAAUGUUUCAUCAAAGAUGUUUAGGUAAUAUUUGUAUAUUUGUUUCACCGUGAAGUUACCAAGACACUUUCAGUCUAAUAUUUCAUUAUUCAUGGAAAACAAUAUACACUAAACGAUUACUUGUUGUUACAUGUUAUUUGGUGUUCCUAUAACAUGCAACAUAAACUAGAUUCAGAAAUGAGGUAACAUGUGUUAUAGGACGGUUUUAUGAUCUCAUGCAAAGUAUCAUUGGUGUUAAGACAAAAUCUUUUAUAAAGUUUAAUUUACGGUCAUUUGUAAACCAAAACUAUUCUGUGAUUAAUUACAAAUACUGUACUGGUCUCAUUUUAGUUCACCCAAACAAGAUCACAUUUAGUAAUACAUUCUAUGAACCUUAAAAAUGAAAGCAUUUUAUUUGAAAAAGGGUUUCAAGGUCAGAUAUAAGUUUUACAUCAUUGUGAAGGUUCCCAAUUGUUGAAGUACGUGCUUUUUCAAUUUUAUUACCUUACCUGAAAUUGAUUUUCCCGUGUAAAGGUCUGACCCAUAAAGUCUUUGGAAGGAUAAAAGCUUUUUCUGAAAAUUUUACAAAACCUUUAAAGGUAACGUUUUAAUAUCAAAUUACAUGACUUGAAAGUUUGACUUACUAUUACAAGAAAAGUUUGCGUGCUUCCGGAUAUACACCACAACAUUUCAGUACAAAUUACUACGCCUAUAAAAUGCAAACGAUCUGAGACCAAUAAUAUUUUAGCUACUAUUUUAACAUCACUUAGAAUACAAAUAGAUUUACAUCAAAUUCGUACAUUUUCAGUAUUUUUGUAAUAAUAUAUCACAGUGUACACGAAAGAUGUAAUAAUAAGUAGUACGUUAAGAAAUGGAAGUAUUUUCUAAAAAUCGGAAAACUAACAAAAUAUUACCCUAUUAUAUUAUGUAUUUUUUUUUAUUUUUUAUUGAAAAUAUUCUGUAGCUAUAAUACAUGGUGUAUUAUGUCUUAUCCAAUAAAAGUGCUCUAAUUAAUAUUUGUUGUUAUUAUCAUACUAGAAUACCAAUAUAAUAAUGGUAGCUGCCGAUCAUUUCCAGUUUGAUCUUUUGCUUACAAAUUACAAUUGUUUUCAUAAAUAGCAUGUUUCUGAUAGCAUACAUGUGUAUUUACAAACUGCCUUUUACUACUCCUCGGGUGCACUAAGUCAUUUCCAUCUCCUGAACCGUUUUAUGUACUAAAUUACUAUCCCGCAGCGACAACACCUACACCACCGUUGGCCCUUACUUCCCCACGAUUUUAUAUGAAAUCUGCCUUUAAAAGUCUAAAACUAACUCCGAAAUAUUUUCAAAUCAAAU